Poecilia reticulata (guppy) is the source of this 2257-nucleotide messenger RNA. It is a transcript of the gene caspa, whose product is annotated as caspase a. Lineage: Eukaryota; Metazoa; Chordata; Actinopteri; Cyprinodontiformes; Poeciliidae. The record is from RefSeq and is a predicted model, not a curated record. Gene Ontology annotation, molecular function: cysteine-type endopeptidase activity. Gene Ontology annotation, cellular component: IPAF inflammasome complex; AIM2 inflammasome complex; NLRP3 inflammasome complex. Gene Ontology annotation, biological process: regulation of inflammatory response; proteolysis.
AAGCCCAACGCCUGCUGCCACAGCCACAGUGCCUCUGCAUCCACUCAGUGAGAAAUGGCUCCCAAAAAGCCCACACAGAUUCUAGAAGAUGUCCUGGAGAACCUGUCAGAGAGGAACUUUAAGAAGUUCUGCUCAGGACUUGUGGGCCGGGAUAAACGUGUGAAGAAGAACCAGGUGGAGAAGAAAGACUUCUUGGAGGUUGCAGAGGUGAUGAUUGAUAAAUAUGCAGAUGAAGCUCUGAAGGUGGCCGAGGAGCUGCUCAGAGAUAUGGACUGCGAACAGGCAGCAAACGACCUGGUUGAAGAGACUAAAGAGGCAGGUUUAUAUUGGGUAGCUGAUUCCCCCAGUGAAAUGACAGUGAAAGACUUUUGGAUGUCCAAAAAGGAUGAUCCAGAGGUUUACUCUGUGACUGAAAACAACUACAGGAACCGAGUAGCUCUGCUGAUCACCAACAUCAAGUUCUCUGAUGAGAAACUGAGCAGACAUGGAGCAGAGAAAGACGAGGAGAACAUGGAGAAACUCCUCCAAAGUCUGGGAUACGAGGUGGUAAAAUACCAAAACCUCACUGGAAAGCGGAUUGAUGAAGCUUUGAAAGACUUUGCCAAACAUCCCAAACUGAAGCAGACUGACAGCGUGUUCGUGGUCAUUAUGUCUCACGGCAAACUGGGGAAAAUUCUUGGGGUUGACUGUAAAGAGGGAAACCCUGAUGAAUUUGCAGUCGACAAAAUUUACAAAUACUUGAACUCCAAUGGCUGUCAGGCACUAAUAAACAAACCAAAGGUCGUCAUCCUGCAGGCCUGCAGAGGAGUGAGAAGUGGAGCCACWACUUGGGUCCAUGAUGGUGAAAGCACCGGGCCCCCUGCUGCUCUGCCUGAGGAACAGGGACCAGAGCUGGAAAAAUCUGCACACGUAGAAAAAGACUUCAUUGCUCUUCUGGCCAGCACUCCUGACAACAAGGCGUACAGAGAGACAGCAAACGGGUCCAUCCUCAUCCAGAACAUCGUGAAGGUUUUCACUCCAGAAUCUUAUCAGAAACACAUUAUUGAUCUUUUCACCAAGGUCCAGGACUUUGUAUCGAAAUGUGGCGACGACAAACAGAAACAGAUGCCAGUUAUUGACAGAAUGACGCUGAACAAGAAGUUUUACCUCUAUCCUGGACUCCUGGACAACUAAUAUGACAUGUUUUAAUAUGAUAGGAAGCAGAACUUUCAGUACUUUUUCUCUGUCCRAUUAUGUAACUGAGCAGUAAGUAAAUGUGACAAGUUUCCCAGAAGCCUUUUGAGUUACGAGAUUCUGAAACUGUGGAUUCUAAACUUCAUAAUGAUAUCAAACAUUGACAAAGAAUGAGGACGAUAUAAUCAGUUUCAAAGUUUUCCCCAAACUGCUGAUCUGUUCAUCUACGUUACUUUGCAUUAACUCCACCUUCAGCUCUGACUGUCAACAGGAAGGUGAGCAGAGAAAAACUCUCAUUAACCAGCUUCUGUUUGCUGAUYUAGCUGGAAAGAUUUAUUUCUAUCAGUUUUCACUUCUUUGCCCAGCAGGGCUGUGAGUUUCUGUCUUGUCAGUGUUUGUCUGUAAAAGUCUGAAUUCACUUUAACAAGAAAUCUACAUCACAACAUCAUCAGUGGCUUCAGUGAGUGUUUGGCAAAAGGAAUGACAAAAAAAUAACUUUAUUCUACAUCUAUGUACAUWAUGGCCAAUUUAAAUGGCACAUAGUUUUAAAUCAGUGGUUGUUGGAUCAUCAUGAUUUUGUGGUUUUUGUUUCUGGUUGUUCAUGGUUCAAAGUUUUGYUUUUUUAGUUUUUCUUUGUAAGUUUGUCUGAAUGAUUCUGGGGUUCCCCUUCCUGAAUAGUUUCUGUUAUUUCUGUAAGUCUUUCAUGAUCUGUGYUUUCAGCUCCUCGGCCUUUUGAAAGUAAUCAAGCCCGUUGCAUCUACCUGUGUUCCUGUGUCUCAUGCUGCUCACCUGUUUCACCUGGCAUUAAACUCCUGUCWUUUUCACUGCUGGAUUCUAGUUUCUGAUUCAAAGAAUCGACAUGCAAGGAAGGCAGCAGGUGUGCGAAUGACCCGUUCCCAAGAAAGUGACAAAAAAUGACAAUACAGGACUCUUCUGAGGUCCUGCAAUUAGAAUAAUGAGUAAACUUUAAAAUCUUCUCCGUCGAGCUCAUACCAAGCAUAAUACAGCAGGUGUCCACACUUUUCUUCUCUGAAACCAACUUUGACACAAAUAAGGUAUUCACAAUAAAGGAAUUUAAAUUAAA